UUCCUUCCUUCCUUCCUUCCUUCCUUCCAAGAAACAGCGUUAUACAUUCUUAUCUGUACGUUUGGAUAUUUCCCCUGAAGAAGCCACACGAACACGGAUCAUGUGGGACUACGAUGGCAGCGUGGCCUUCCUGGGGACGUGGGGUCGCUUCCAGCUGAUGGUUUUCUUCCUGCUCUGCUCCACCAUCUUGCCGAACGGGACAGGCUCCUUCUCGCUGGUUUUUAUUACCGACACGCCCCGGCACCGAUGCCGGAUCACAGAGCUCAACCUCAGCCAGGAGUGGCGAGAGGCAGCAGUCCCUCUGGAGGUUGUGGACGGGGAGCCGCAGCCGAGCAGCUGCCGCCGCUACCGACUGGACUUGCUCCGCAACCUCUCGGCCGGUGGGCUGCUCCCAGGUCUCGACGUGAACCUGAGUAGCCUGGAGCAGGAGGACUGCGUGGACGGGUGGGUUUAUGGCACUGAGGUCUACCAGUCCACUGUGGUCUCAGAGUUCGACCAGCCCUUGACCGCCACCAUUUUCUUCCUGGGGGUCCUGGUGGGAUCCUUUUUCUCAGGAGUGCUUGCUGACAGGUUUGGUCGUAAGAUGGUGCUUUUUGCCACCAUAAUCAUUCAGGCCGUGUUCACGUUGGUGCAGAUCGCUGCGCCAUCCUGGGAGGUGUUCUGCUUGUUUCUCUUCUGCAGCGGCCUUGGCAAUAUCUCCAACUAUGUGUCCUGCUUUAUAUUGGGCACAGAAAUCCUCACGGGCAACGCUCGGGUGAUUUACUCGUCGGCUGCUGCAUCUCUGGGCUUCACUUUGGGCUACAUGACGCUGCCGCUCUUCGCCUACUUCCUCCGGAGCUGGAAGACUCUGUUGCUGGCCAUUGGGCUGCCUGGCCUCUUCUACAUCCCCCUGUGGUGGGUCCUCCCUGAGUCUCCCAUGUGGCUGCUGUCUCAGGGCCGAGUGAUGGAGGCAGAGGCCAUCGUGAAAAAAGCUGCCAAGAUGAACCGACUGGUCGCACCAGAGAAGAUCUUUGGCGAUUUCGAGUUGAACGCAAAUGAGGAGAGUCCAGUGGAACGCUACACUAUUUUGGACCUGGUGACUAAAAGAAGCACGGCCAUGACGACCGUCCUCCUUUGCUGGGUGUGGUUCACGCUGAACAUCUGCUACUUCGGCCUGUCCCUGAACACGUCACAGCUCCACGCGGAUCCGUACAUCAGCUGCUUCCUGUCCGCCGUGGUGGAAAUGCCGGCGUAUGUGAGUUGUAGCUUGGCCAUCCGGUACCUGCCGCGACGCCUCGCCGUGGUGGCUGCCUUCCUCACCAUGGGCCUGGCAUUGCUCUUCAUUCAGCUGGUGCCUCAGAGUAUUCUGGGUCUGGCCGUAGCCUUGGAGAUGUUGGGUAAGUUUGCCGCCACAGCUGGAACGUCACUGCUAUAUGCCUUCACCGCCGAGCUUUACCCGACGGGCCUGAGGAACACAGCAUCCGGGACCUGCGUCAUGGUGUCGCGAACAGGAAGCUGCCUUGCGCCUUUUCUCAUACAGAUGAACAUCUACUUCAAGUAUCUGCCGUAUAUCACCUUGGGCACUCUGGCCAUGCUUUCUGUCCUGGCCACGCUCUUCCUGCCAGAGACGUUUAGGCGACCGCUUCCCGGGACCCUUGAACAGAUGCAAAAGAGGCAAAGAAUCAUUUGUCCUGACAUCUGCAGACAUAAAACCUCCAAAUCCAUAAAUGUCUUUGAAAGACAACUGUGAAUAUUGUUUUUUUAUUUUUUUUUUUAUUUUAUGUAUUCAUAGAAGAAUAAAAGACAAAACAUGUCACCUGAGUAUUCUAUUUUUUGUAUAGUAAAUAAUAUCUAAUGAUAUAAUAUACAAUAAAUAAUGUAAAAACAAAACAAAAAAAUCACAACUCCACGAGCUAAUAAUUUUUGUGAUUUCUAUUGGAAAUAUUCGAUGUGUGACUAGACAUCCAUGGACAUGCUGUCUCUUCUUCUUUGGUGUGUGUGCAUCUGUACAUGUUCUUCAACAUCGAGAGGACAAAAGAGAGUUUUACACACACACACACACACACACACACAAUUACAUUGAAAAAUCGUGCACACUGAGAAUUUACAUUAAAACGUAUUAAUUUGACCCCUUUUUCCUAACAUUGUUUAAUUAAAAUGUAUUUAUUCAUUUUUUAGUUAAUUUAUCUAGUUAAAUAAUUUCAUAGAUUUUUUG
Molecule: messenger RNA, 2194 nt
Organism: Phycodurus eques (leafy seadragon)
Lineage: Eukaryota; Metazoa; Chordata; Actinopteri; Syngnathiformes; Syngnathidae
Product: solute carrier family 22 member 4-like
Exons: 12
Coding region: 101-1729 (542 amino acids)
Biological process (GO): transmembrane transport
Cellular component (GO): membrane
Molecular function (GO): transmembrane transporter activity
Source: RefSeq, a predicted model, not a curated record